Messenger RNA from Oncorhynchus masou masou (cherry salmon), 1846 nucleotides. Its product is annotated as importin subunit alpha-3-like. Gene Ontology annotation, biological process: NLS-bearing protein import into nucleus. Gene Ontology annotation, cellular component: nucleus; cytoplasm. Lineage: Eukaryota; Metazoa; Chordata; Actinopteri; Salmoniformes; Salmonidae. The record is from RefSeq and is a predicted model, not a curated record. Bases 143 to 1708 code for a protein of 521 amino acids. The transcript has 17 exons. Gene Ontology annotation, molecular function: protein binding; nuclear import signal receptor activity.
CACCGGCAUUCCCAGUAUGCACCGCGGACAGACCAACAAAAAAUUGUCCGGUAACUGAAAGGCCUGAGAAAGAGAACUCGAAAGGAGUAGCGGCUAGCUGAUUCAUUUCAAACGGUGUUAAAACAUAGCUAAGAUUGCUAACAUGUCUGACAACGAGAAACUAGACAACCAGCGACUGAAGAAUUUCAAGAACAAGGGUCGCGACUUGGAGACGAUGAGAAGACAGAGGACAGAGGUGGUGGUGGAACUCCGCAAGAACAAAAGGGACGAACACCUGCUGAAGAGGCGAAACGUGCCCCACGAGGACACCUGCGAAGACUCUGAUGCUGACGGAGACUUCAGAUCGCAAAACACUUCUCUUGAAGCAAUAGUACAAAAUGCCACAAGUGAUAACCAGGGAGUUCAGCUGAGUGCCGUGCAGGCUGCAAGGAAGCUGUUGUCUAGUGACCGUAACCCUCCCAUAGAUGACCUGAUCAAGUCAGGCAUUCUCCCCAUUCUGGUGCACUGUCUGGACAGAGAUGACAAUCCAUCUCUACAGUUUGAAGCUGCCUGGGCUUUGACCAACAUUGCAUCAGGAACCUCAGAGCAGACCCAGGCAGUGGUCCAGUCCAAUGCUGUGCCACUGUUCCUGAGGCUGCUGCAGUCUCCUCACCAGAAUGUGUGUGAGCAGGCGGUCUGGGCCCUGGGAAACAUCAUAGGUGACGGCCCCCAGUGCAGGGACUAUGUGAUCAGUCUGGGCGUGGUGAAGCCCCUGCUCUCCUUCAUCAGCCCCUCUAUCCCCAUCACCUUCCUCCGUAACGUCACCUGGGUCAUGGUCAACCUCUGCCGCCACAAGGACCCACCGCCACCCAUGGAGACCAUCCAGGAGAUUCUUCCAGCUCUCUGUGUGCUGAUCCACCACACUGAUGUUAAUAUCCUGGUGGACACGGUGUGGGCUCUGUCCUACCUGACAGACGCGGGCAACGAGCAGAUUCAGAUGGUCAUCGACUCAGGCAUUGUGCCCAACCUGGUGCCCCUGCUUAGCCACCAGGAGGUCAAAGUCCAGACUGCUGCACUGCGGGCGGUGGGCAACAUAGUGACUGGAACAGAUGAACAGACCCAGGUGGUGCUCAACUGUGACGCCCUGGGACACUUCCCGUCUCUCCUUACACACCCCAAGGAGAAGAUCAAUAAGGAGGCAGUGUGGUUCCUGUCCAACAUCACAGCAGGCAACCAGCAGCAGGUGCAGGCUGUCAUUGAUGCCAACCUGGUACCCAUGAUCAUCCACCUUCUGGACAAGGGAGACUUUGGAACACAGAAAGAAGCAGCCUGGGCCAUCAGCAAUCUGACAAUUAGCGGGAGGAAGGACCAGGUGGCGUACCUGAUCCAGCAGCAAGUGGUCCCUCCCUUCUGUAACCUGCUGACAGUGAAGGAUGCUCAGGUGGUGCAGGUGGUCCUGGACGGCCUCAGCAACAUCCUCAAGAUGGCUGACGACGAGGCCGAGACCAUCGCCAACCUCAUCGAGGAGUGUGGAGGUCUGGAGAAGGUGGAGCAGCUCCAGAAUCAUGAGAAUGAAGACAUCUAUAAACUGGCCUAUGAAAUUAUUGAUCAGUUCUUCUCAUCUGAUGAUAUUGAUGAAGACUCCAGCCUGGUUCCGGAGGCGAUCCAGGGGGGAACAUACGGCUUCAAUUCCUCCACCAACGUGCCAACAGAGGGGUUCCAGUUCUAGAAGGCAUCUCGGGAGUCUGGAGUUUUGUUUGCGAUGCAGCACUCUGUUCAACAUAAAACAAAUUAGGAGAGAAAGAGAGCGAAAGUGUGAGAGAGAAAUUAGAUCCAUUGUGCUUGGCUCGUGGGAUCCGUGGCUGCA